Drosophila hydei is the source of this 1194-nucleotide messenger RNA. Its product is annotated as ficolin-2-like. The record is from RefSeq and is a predicted model, not a curated record. NCBI's taxonomy places the organism in Eukaryota, Metazoa, Arthropoda, Insecta, Diptera, Drosophilidae. The transcript has 3 exons. The coding region runs from base 35 to 1054 and encodes 339 amino acids.
CUAUAUUCUUCCACUCACUCAGUCAAUAUCAAACAUGGGAGCUGUGAGGAUGUGUAUUUUUGAGCUUUUUCUGCUUAUGUUAUUGGCAGCGCGAUAUGAAUGUAAUGAGAUUGAUACCUUAUCGCUGGAUAAAUUGAAAACAGAGAUCAAGUUGAAAGCUUAUAAAGUGGCCAUGCAGGAAAGGGAUGAGCAAAUUGCGAAAAUACAGGAACAGCUGCAUAGCCUCCAAGCAAAAGUUGAGCUGUUUGAUCUGUACAGCAAUGAAAAUAAGCAAUUAAUCGCAUCGAUGAAAUCACAAUUGGACUCCAACACAGAAGCUCUACGGAUAGCGUUGAAUCAAAUUGCCAGCUUUAAUAGUUCCAUUGCCACGCACGGCUCAAGCACCAAGUCCGAACAUAAAGCCUUAGCUGAAGAUCAGGCCAUGAAUUGUAUGCCCUUCCAAAACUCAUCGGAUAUACAUGAUAUAUUUGUGAAUGGCUUCGGACAUCUGUCGGUGCUCUGCGAUGCCCAAAUAGCUGGCGGCGGUUGGCUAGUGGUGCAGCGACGUUUCGAUGGCAGCGUGAAUUUCUAUAGAAACUGGGCUGAGUACAAGGAAGGUUUUGGUGAACUGGAAGGUGAAUUCUUUUUGGGCCUGGAGUCACUGUUUCAUUUGACCAAAUCGCUGCCGCAUGAGAUGUAUGUAAGGCUUGUUGACUUUAACAACAAUGUCCGGCACGCCCGUUACGAUAACUUCAUGAUUGGCAGUGAGGAGGAGCAGUAUAUGCUGAAGUCACUGGGCACGUACUCCGGAAAUGCUGGCAAUGCCUUGGCGUACAAUCUGCAUGACAGCUUCACCACUUAUGACCAGGAUAACGACGGCUGGUCCCAAGGCAAUUGUGCCGUGUAUUACCUAAGCGGCUGGUGGUACAACCUAUAUGGCAACAGCAAUCUCAACGGCAGAUACUUUGAUAAGCAAGUUCAUAGUGAGCAGAGCAUUUGGUGGUAUAACUGGAAGGGUUAUUAUGCAUUGAAGUCCGUUCAGAUGAUGAUACGACCCAAAUAUACGUCAAUCUAAGCCACUAAGAGAAUAUAUUACAUUUCGAUUGUUUCCCAAAACAUCUAACUAAAUACAGUGAAUAUAUAUAUAUAUGCAUAUAAUAUUUUAUUUUCUUUUCUAUAUAUUUUAUAUGACAAUUUGUCACAAAUGAGGCAUCU